CAUAAAGUGAUGCAUACAUAAAGUGACUGUAGACGUGUUUCAUCUCAGAGAAUCAUCCAGCUGAGGUGUCCUCAUCUUCUAGGAGGUGCAGCAAGCUCCCGUCCAACGCUCCAAUCAUGAGGCCUGCGUUCUGCUCUUUUGUCCUGGUGCUGACCUUUUGCACUCUCAAAGCCAACUCCCAGACGUCCUAUUACGCAGCUGUAGGAUCAAACAUCACUCUUCCCUGCAAGCAUACAUAUCCCACUGACAAUGGACACUACCAGAUUACCUGGUUUGUCAAGGUGAAUUCACAAGACUUCCGUAUUACAUUUUGGCAUUGUGGUGUUUUUUACGAACCACUGAAGGGCAGGGUCCACCACAUGCCUCACAGCUUUCAGACCUCACACUGCAAAGGCGACGCUUCCAUAACCAUCAGCAACCUGCGUCUCUCAGACACGGGGACCUACACAUGCCUCUUGAUAAAUUAUGAAAUAGGUGAGGAAAGGAAGAUGAACCUGACAGUCAUGGAGAAACCAAUCGAGCCGGUUUGUGGUGUGGAAGGGGAGCCUGCAAAGGGUCAUGGCGUGACACUCAAAUGCGGAUCCUCACAUGACACACUCCAACUGACGUACAGCUGGACAAAGAUGAGCGGAAACAAGAUGUUGCCACCAAACGCCAGUGUGAAUGCCACAUUGGGUGACUUGUUUGUAGACAGGAUCACAGAGGACAACUGUGGAAGAUAUCUCUGUACGGUGGAAAGUCUGGUUGCUACCCAACACUGUGACGUCCUACUUGAGUGUCCACCACCAUCAGCCAUGAGCGAUGGAGUUCCAGUUCCAGUCGUGGCCGUGACGACCGUCGUGCUUGUGCUGGGUCUUGUCGGUGCUCUCGCCAUCUGGUACUGGCGCAGAAGUGAAACAGUGGAGGAGGUGCCCAUGUUGUCGAUGGAGGGGGGAGACUUGGAAACACUUCCCGAUAGUGUCACGUGUGAGCAUCCUCACACUUCUGGCGAUACUGCUGAAAAUAUGAAAUAAUGGAGCCAAAUUUGUUGUUUUUGAUUCAUUUAGGAUUUCUGUGUUGUGUAUGACUACUUUUCUUCAA
Molecule: messenger RNA, 1080 nt
Organism: Dunckerocampus dactyliophorus (ringed pipefish)
Lineage: Eukaryota; Metazoa; Chordata; Actinopteri; Syngnathiformes; Syngnathidae
Product: coxsackievirus and adenovirus receptor homolog
Exons: 2
Coding region: 117-1013 (298 amino acids)
Biological process (GO): homotypic cell-cell adhesion
Cellular component (GO): intercalated disc; bicellular tight junction; basolateral plasma membrane
Molecular function (GO): cell adhesion molecule binding
Source: RefSeq, a predicted model, not a curated record